AAAGCUCAUUGGUCCAGUCAAGAUACCAUUGAGAAUUUUAAGUUGCAGUGGUGAAAUUCGUCUAUGUGCCUAGACUCACGUCCGACUCCCAUAGAGAACAGGAAGGAGGCAAAAUCCUGAGCCGCUGACCUCCCCAUCCCUGCCUUACCUCUGCUGUCUUCAGCCUUGCCAUGCCACUGGCCCGCAGCCUCUCGGUGACCUCCCUGACGGGCUUAGAGGACUGGGACGAUGAACUUGACUUGGAGAAUGCUGUCCUCUUUGAGGUGGCUUGGGAGGUGGCCAAUAAAGUUGGCGGGAUCUACACGGUUAUCCAGACCAAGGCCAAGAUUACACUGGACGAGUGGGGUGAGAAUUACUUCCUGAUCGGGCCUUACCUGGAGUUGAAUGUCCGCACACAAGUGGAGCUCAUAGAGCCGCCCAACCCUGCCAUCCGGCGUACGAUUGACUCCAUGAAUGCAAAAGGAUGCAAAGUUUAUUUUGGUCGCUGGCUGAUUGAAGGGGGGCCCUAUGUGAUUCUCAUUGAUAUCGGAGCCACUGCCUGGAGCUUGGAUCGCUGGAAGACCGAACUCUGGGAAAGCUGCUCUAUUGGGAUUCCUUGGUACGACCGAGAGGCGAAUGAUGCCGUUCUCUUUGGCUUCCUUACUGCCUGGUUUCUUGGGGAGUUUUCCGCACAGUGUGAGGAGAUGCCGUUUAUCAUCGGUCAUUUCCACGAGUGGUUGUCUGGGGUUGGUCUUUUCCUCUGCCGGAUCCGGAAGCUUCCGGUGGCUACCAUCUUCACCACCCAUGCUACUUUGCUUGGGCGCUAUUUGUGUGCUGGAAGCGUCGACUUCUACAACAAUCUCCAGACGUUUAAUGUGGACAAGGAGGCUGGGGAUCGGCAGAUCUACCACCGUUACUGUAUGGAGCGGGCUGCUGUCCAUUGCACGCAUGUUUUUACCACAGUCUCCCAGAUCACAGCUGUGGAAGCUGAACACUUGUUGAAAAGGAAGCCUGAUAUUGUGACUCCUAAUGGUCUAAACGUCAAGAAAUUUUCGGCCAUGCAUGAAUUCCAAAACCUCCAUGCCCAGAGCAAGGCACGUAUCCAGGAGUUUGUCCGGGGCCACUUCUACGGGCACCUGGACUUCAAUCUGGACAAGACCAUCUUCUUCUUCAUUGCUGGGCGCUAUGAAUAUUCCAACAAAGGAGCCGACAUUUUCUUAGAAGCCCUUGCCCGCCUCAACUACCUGCUGAGAGUAAAUGGUAGCCAGACAACAGUGGUGGCCUUCUUCAUCAUGCCGGCCCGGACCAACAACUUCAACGUUGAGACUCUGAAAGGCCAAGCCGUCCGCAAGCAGCUCUGGGAUACAGCUAAUGCAGUGAAAGAAAAGUUUGGCAAAAAACUUUACGAGUCACUCCUUGUAGGGAAUCUUCCUGAUAUGAACAAAAUGCUGGAUAAGGAGGAUUUCACAAUGAUGAAGAGAGCCAUCUUUGCCACCCAGCGCCAGUCUUUCCCCCCAAUCUGCACCCAUAACAUGCUGGAUGAUUCCACCGACCCCAUUCUUAACAGCAUCCGUCGCAUUGGCCUUUUUAACAGCAGUGCCGAUCGCGUCAAGGUUAUCUUCCAUCCAGAAUUCCUGUCUUCCACUAGUCCUCUCCUUCCAGUUGAUUAUGAGGAAUUUGUUAGAGGCUGCCAUUUAGGGGUGUUCCCUUCUUACUAUGAGCCAUGGGGCUACACACCAGCCGAAUGCACUGUGAUGGGCAUCCCGAGUGUUUCCACCAACCUCUCUGGCUUUGGCUGCUUUAUGGAGGAACACAUAGCAGAUCCAUCUGCCUAUGGAAUCUACAUCCUCGACCGACGUUUUCGGGGCUUGGAUGAGUCGUGUACACAGCUGACCUCUUUUCUGUACAGCUUCUGUCAGCAAACACGGCGGCAGCGCAUCAUCCAGCGGAACCGCACUGAGCGGCUUUCUGAUCUCUUAGACUGGAAAUAUCUAGGCCGGUAUUACAUGUACGCAAGACAUAUGGCACUUGCUAAGGCAUUCCCUGACAACUUCACCUAUGAGCCACAUGAGCCAACAGCGGCUCAGGGCUUCCGCUACCCACGCCCAGCCUCUGUGCCGCCAUCUCCCUCCAUCUCCCGUCACUCCAGUCCCCACCACAGCGAGACCGAAGAGGAUGAUGAACGGUACGAUGAGGAAGAGGAAGCAGAAAAGGACCGGCAGAACAUCAAGCCCCCGGGGAUGAUGGGCCCCGUCCCCGAGUGGCGCAAGCGCUCCAAGAAGGGCUCCAGCGAAGCCAGCACGUCCUCCAAUGCCAGCACCCCCACCAUUCCCAGCAGCCCCAGCGACCUCAGCAGCCCCACCAACUCUCUGAUCGAAGAGAGGAAUUAGCUUGUGCCUAUGUACUCUCCCACUCUUUCCCACACCUCCCUCUUGCCCUUGGUAGGUCAGCUGGGUUCUCUGGUGCUGGAUCCCUGAAAGGAUCCAUGAAUGUAGGUUCUAGCAUGUUUCAGAUCUGAGGAAAGGCUUGGGAUUGAUUUGUUUCUAAUGCCAAGCUGAAAACUUAUCUGUUGUAGCUCAGGUUGUGCAAAUGAGGGAAAGGGAGACGCUCCUCCAUGCUUUGGAGUGGGUCUCAAGGAUGUGGUUUUAACUCAUUUUAGAUCAUGAACACACAUCCCUAAGCUUUACAUGGCCUGCUUCUCCUCUUCUUGUUUCUUUGCAACACCAAAACAUACUCUAGAGUCUCAUGUGCUGCCGUCCUGUUGAGAGGAGGAGAUAUUAAGGGAUGUGUAGAACCCUGAUGCAUUUAAAAGAUGUGGGCGAAAGAUAAAUCUGAAGGCUGUCCUGGGAGCCACAAAGAUAUUAAAUCAAAUAUCUCAUUCAGUACUUGUGACUGAACCUUUGGCUGGGUGAGUUUGUGGUCUAUAGGUUGUAGCAACACUGUCCCAGUUCACCAGGUAUCACUCUCUUGGAAAUGCCAUAACCUUUUAGAACCAAUGUUGAUGAACAGGGUUUGGGGAAGAUGAAAAGGGAAUUCUUGAUCAUUUUUAAAUAGAUCCCGCACUGUUAAUCUAAUGGCAUGCGAAUAGCAAUGUUGUAGAAAGUUUUGGAAUUCUAGGAGAGUCUGGCACCUGAAUGAAAUUGACAGCAUUUUUUUAAAAGUCCUGUCGUUUGCAAAGAGAAAAAUAGGCUUUUCCCUAUGGUGCAUCUUCAGUGCGUUCAAGCAUGCUUGCCUUGCUUGUAGAUUGAUUUUUUUAGUAAAUGAAUUUUCGAAACAAAGCCCUAGUUAAGAAUUUUGGCAAGUGUUUUGGCCAUGUGACCUUUUGUAACAUGCAGCCAUCUUUAAUAGAAGUCCACAUCCCUGUGGGGUAGGACACAUUUAACAUACGAAAGGAGUGUAUGAUUUGGACAGGAAUAUUGCCUCUGAAGUUGGUUAACGUUGCCUCUGUGGGGAACAAGGAAAGAACAUUUCUGGAUAGAAAGGAAACUAGAAUUAUCUUGCAGUACACAUCACUCUUUGAAGGGCAACAGCAAAACGAAUCAAAAAAAUUCUUGUCGAUCUGUGUAGGCUUAAAUGAUGACUUUUUUGAGAGCCAUUUUCAGGCCCUGGCGGACAAUCAAGAGCGUUUUGGAACAAUUCUUAGUGCAAUAUUAUUCAUUCUGUGCAAUUUGUUUUUAAGUGCCAUGUUGAAUUUGACAAAGAGAGGAGCACAAGGCUUAUUUGAAGCCAGUGCAACCAGUUAAAUGAAUGUCAAAUUUGUUUUGCUGUAGGAAUGUGCUGUAUGAACACAAAUGGAACAUAUAAAGUACCCGGGCUGAACUGUGAGUUCUCAUUUCUGAAUUUUAGUGAAUGUGCAUGGUAAAAAAGAAAAAAAAAUGUAAUGGUACUACUUCUAAUAUGUGAACAAUAAAGGCCAGGUGCUAGUGUUGUGGGCUGCAAAACAUAGUCGAGACUGUGCCCCUCCAGACCCACCCAGCAGCCAUGCCACUACAUUAACAGUUGUGUGCCAGGAAGAAAAACCCAGCAAGGUAAAACUUUACCAUUAACUCAGCCAAUUUAUUCAACAGAGAACAUGCACAUGGAUUUCAAACUGAAUCAUGCUUCUUAAAAACAAUGUGCAUGCUUCCUGUGUGUCUUGUUUUAAAGGGAAAGUGUUGUGCUUUUUUUUAACUGCCUCCAUGCUGUUUAAAAUCAGUGAGACAAAGGAAAAUGUGUUGAUAUGGCCAAGCUGCUCCUUUUAGAAUGGACAGUUGGAUGACUUAAAAUACUCGUACCAGUCAGUGCAGAUGUGAUCAACACGUAGCAUAACUAGUUACCAACUCACAUGAAGGUGUGGUCUGAUGGACAGCACAACCAACAUUGAUUCUAUUGGGUUGUUGUGAGUUUUCCAGGCUGUAUAGCCAUAUUCCAAAAGCAUUCUCUCCUAACGUUUUGCCUGCAUCUAUGGCAGGCAUCCUCAGAGGUUGUGAGGUCGGCCCUAGCUGCAGGUGAAACAUCAGGAGAGAGUGCUUCUGGGACAUGGCCAUACAGCCUGGAAAACUCACAACAACCCAGUGAUUCUAGCCAUGAAAGCGUUCAACAAUACAUUGAUUCUAUUUUGCAGAAAGCCAGAGUAUGUUAACUAAAGGGUGUAAGAAGUAACAGUAAUGGGUGUCUUGACAAUUUGGUCCAGCACAAGGGAGAAUAUGAUUCUGAGGGCACACACAGAGCCCAUUCAUUUUAUAUAUCUGCUGCCAAGCUUAUUAUCAACAAUAAAAGAAAAUCACUUUUUUAAAACAGAUAAAACUUUGCCUGUGGCCUCAAUGGUUAUGUGUUCUGACAGUGCCUCCCCUGUUCAGGUAAUGAACCACAUCCCUCCGUCUCUACUACACCACCCCAGGCCACUUUUUCAGUCGUUUAUUACAGAACAUUCUUGGUUUAAAGCCUUGUGGGUCAAUGCCCCCCUUCUCUUCCUUUUCUCCCUUCAAACUUUAUGCCUUUUUAUUUAUGGCUGUUGUAAAUCGCUUGAAGUUUUUGUUUGUCCUCUCUCCCCUAUCUCUUUCUACCUUGUGUGGAAAAACAAACUGAAGAACAGAAGCUCUGUGUGUGACAAAUUUCAUAAUUAUGAAUAAAGUUUGCUUUGAAAAUGG
Messenger RNA from Anolis sagrei ordinatus, 5108 nucleotides. RefSeq names its product glycogen synthase 1 (gene GYS1). Gene Ontology annotation, biological process: glycogen biosynthetic process. Gene Ontology annotation, cellular component: cytoplasm. Lineage: Eukaryota; Metazoa; Chordata; Lepidosauria; Squamata; Anolidae. Gene Ontology annotation, molecular function: alpha-1,4-glucan glucosyltransferase (UDP-glucose donor) activity. The record is from RefSeq and is a predicted model, not a curated record.